AUGUUACAGUCUCUCAUUGACUUCCAUGCAGAAGCCUGCAGUGAACAAAAAACCCCCAAAUGUGUGAGAGGAGUGUGUAUGGGGAAAAAUGACUACAGACGUUCAGGCAAUGCAUUGCGACAGGCGGUGAAAGCGGGCAGCUGGCAUCAGGGGCUGAAUCUGGCUCUUUUCCCUUCCAACAAUUUUUUUUAUCAAUGUCUCCUCAGGACCAAUGAUCAGCUGGUGGCCUUCCUGUCCAAAUACAGAGAUAUGAAUUUCAUCAAGUCCCACGGGAGAGAUAACGCUCGAUUCAUCAGAAAACAAGGUUUGGACCGGCUGUUCUUCGAGUGUGACACCCAUAUGUGGCGACUUGGAGACAGGAAAAUUCCAGAAGGCAUAUCCGUGGAUGGAGGCUCUGACUGGUUUCUGCUCAACCGAAUGUUUGUGGAGUAUGUCAUCAACUCUCAAGAUGACCUCGUGACCAACAUGAAACGUUUCUACGCAUACACACUCUUACCUGCGGAGUCGUUCUUCCACACGGUCCUGGAGAACAGUCCGCACUGUGAGAGCAUGGUGGACAACAACCUCCGCAUCACUAACUGGAAUCGAAAGCUGGGCUGCAAGUGUCAAUACAAGCACAUCGUGGACUGGUGCGGCUGCUCGCCCAACGACUUCAAGCCCUCCGACCUGCCCCGUUUCCAGGUGAGCGUCUCCAAAACCACCAGACCCACAUUCUUCGCAAGGAAAUUUGAAGCCAGUGUAAAUCAAGAGAUUGUGAAUCAGCGGCGCUUCCUGUUCGGGAGCAUGCCCCAGGGCACGCCGGGUCUCAAGGCCUACUGGGAGAAUGUUUUUGAUGAAGCGGAUGGUAUUCACAGCCUGUCCGACUCACAUCUCACUCACUAUCAUGCCUUCGCCCGAUUGGGUCUGGCACGGACUGCCAACUCCUUACAGGGCGACACCAGUGACAACAGCUGCAGGUAUUUUGCCAUGGGACAUCCUGUGUCUGUCCAUACCUACUUCCUGUCUGAUGAAUUCCAGGGAUACCUGGUCAGGCAUCAUGCCACCAACCUGGCAACCAGUAAACUGGAAACCCUGGAGACCUGGGUCAUGCCCAAACAGUUCUUCAAGUUCACCAAUCCACCCAAUACCUUCAACAGGCUGCAGUUUGCAGAGAUUGGAACAGACUGGGACGCUAAGGAAAGGAUAUUCCGGAACUUCGGGAAUCUGAUGGGACCCAUGGACGAGUCUGUGGGCAUGCAGAAAUGGGGGAAGGGCUCAAACGUGACCGUGACCGUGGUGUGGAUUGACCCCACCAAUGUCAUCGCCGCCACCUACGACAUCCUGAUCGACGCCAGUGCUGAGUUCACUCACUACAGGCCUCCUCUGAACCUGCCCCUGCGGCCCGGCAUGUGGACCGUACGUGUGCUGCACCACUAGCCCGUGGCAGACACACGCUUCCUCAUCACUCCCCUCACCCACCACAAACACCUGCCUAUACGCCACGAGGAUGCUUUAAGAACGCUGCUGUGGGCGGCCAAGAACAGCUACAUGGAGCAGAGCUUCCACGGCCUGAACCCCAUCCUGAACAUCCCGGUGCACCUGGGUCAGGUGGAAGCGGCCGAACACAACGCAGAGCUGACGGGGUCCGAGCUGGAGCGCUGGGUGGACAGUCUGGUGGGCGAGGUGUGGUCGGCUGUGGACGUGUGUUCAACGGGCCCCAGUGGCUGUCCCGUCAUGCAGACUUGCAGAGAAACGCUGUGGAGCUCUCUCAGCCCGGACCCAAAGUCCCAGCUGGGCCACACCAAAACCAACGGAUUUAAUCAGCGCACCCAGCUACCGGAAACAUUGGGUGUUCCUCCAGCAUCGUGGGACGAUCGACGCUUCGGCUGGGGACCAGGAAUAUUCAGAGAUUGUGAUCUGGGAACGGGAAGAAGGGAUCCUCAGUAUAGCGAGUUUUCCAACCGCACGGCCCGCUCUACACGGUUAUGUGACACUCCACUUCUCCAAAGCAGACAGCAGGAUCAAGCGGCGCAGGCUAACCACAGACCCCAUUGA
Puntigrus tetrazona (Sumatra barb) is the source of this 2034-nucleotide messenger RNA. Its product is annotated as xylosyltransferase 1-like. Gene Ontology annotation, molecular function: protein xylosyltransferase activity. Gene Ontology annotation, biological process: chondroitin sulfate proteoglycan biosynthetic process; heparan sulfate proteoglycan biosynthetic process. The record is from RefSeq and is a predicted model, not a curated record. Gene Ontology annotation, cellular component: membrane. NCBI's taxonomy places the organism in Eukaryota, Metazoa, Chordata, Actinopteri, Cypriniformes, Cyprinidae.